This is a messenger RNA of Toxotes jaculatrix (banded archerfish), 3562 nucleotides long. RefSeq names its product solute carrier family 43 member 2b (gene slc43a2b). NCBI's taxonomy places the organism in Eukaryota, Metazoa, Chordata, Actinopteri, Toxotidae. Gene Ontology annotation, biological process: neutral amino acid transport; transmembrane transport. Bases 258 to 2039 code for a protein of 593 amino acids. The record is from RefSeq and is a predicted model, not a curated record. Gene Ontology annotation, molecular function: L-amino acid transmembrane transporter activity; neutral L-amino acid transmembrane transporter activity. The transcript is spliced from 14 exons.
ACAAAAUUGGUCUUUUAAAACUGACCGGAGUACGUCUGGAAGUUUGAAGGUGGAUGGUGGUGCUCACAAUCUGGAGAGAUAAGUGAUCAGUGAUCCUGCAUCCUGAGUGUCAGUCAGGGAGGCUCUCUCUGUGCUUCCAGCUUGCUCUUUUCUUCCCUCUCUGGCGCUCUCUCUCUCUUUCUCUCUCCCUCUCUCUCUUUCUACCGCUCUCUCCUGGUUCUUCGCUCUUCUCUGCCUUUAAUUUCCUUCCCUCAACCAUGGCUCCGACCCUGGCUACAGCAUUCGCCAGGCGCUGGUGGAUGGCAGUGACUGCUAUCAUCGAGAAUCUGCUCUUCUCUGCUGUGCUGCUGGGAUGGGGAUCUCUCCUCAUCAUGCUCAAGUCAGAAGGCUUCUACUCUUACCUUUGCAACGAGGAGGGUAACAGCUCCAGCUAUAAUCUGUCCCAACCUGUGCCAACACCGACACCUGAUGAGUAUGCUGAAUACUAUGAAAGUGAGGGUGCUGUAGUAGGUCUGGGAGACGGAGUGGAGAUGAGACCCCUUGUCCCUCUGGAUGGGGCCCUGAGGAUGAACGGUUGGCUGAUCUGUAAGGAACAAGAUGAGAUGCUCAACUUGGCAUUCACAGUAGGCUCCUUCCUGCUCUCAGCCAUCACACUGCCACUGGGGAUCGUCAUGGAUAAAUAUGGGCCUCGCAAGCUACGUCUGCUGGGCAGCACAUGCUUUGGAUUGUCCUGUCUACUCAUUGCAUAUGGAGCCUACCAACCAAAUGAACUCUCUGUCCUUAUCUUCAUUGCCCUGACUUUCAACGGUUUUGGGGGCAUGUGCAUGACCUUCACCUCUCUCACACUGCCUAACAUGUUCGGGGACCUCCGUUCCACCUUCAUCGCCCUGAUGAUUGGCUCCUAUGCAUCUUCUGCUGUCACCUUUCCUGGCGUCAAGGUGAUCUACGACCUUGGCAUACCUUUCAUCACUAUUCUGGUGGUAUGGGCUGCCUGUGCUGGACUGGUCUUCCUGAACUGCUUCUUCAACUGGCCUCUGGAACCAUUCCCAGGACCAGAGGACAUGGACUACACUGUGAAGAUCAAAUUCAGCUGGCUGGGCUUCGACCACAAAAUUACAGGCAAGCAGUUCUACCGCCAAGUGACCACCGUAGGCCGCCGUCUCAGUGUGGGCAACAGCCUGAAGCAGAAGGAGCUGGCCACUAAGGACGGCCACAAGCUCUGCCUCUCCACCAUGGACCUGGAAAUGGAGUGCAAGCCACAAGAAGCAUCCCAAUCAUUCUUGAAAAGUAUCAUCAGCCCAAUCUUCCUGCUCAGUCUUGUUACCAUGUCCGUCACUCAGCUUCGUCUCCUGUUCUACAUGGGGGCCAUGAACAGCGUCCUGGAGUCACUCAGUGAUGGAGACCUCAACACAGUGAGUCUGUACUCCUCCAUCUUUGGCGUGCUGCAGCUGCUUUGCCUGAUGACCACUCCUGUGAUUGGUCAGAUCAUGGACUGGAAGCUGAAGGAAUGUGAUGAUGGAGAGGAGGAAAAGGAACCCUGCAGCAAGGGGGAGACAAAGAAAAAGCGCAGAGACAGAAAGACCCAGAAGGUGACUAAUGCCUUGCGAGCCUUCGUCCUCACAAACAUUCUUUUAGUUGGAUUUGGGAUCACUUGCCUGGUGCCCAAUCUCCCCCUGCAGAUUGUGUCAUUUAUCUUACACACUGUGGUGAGAGGGUUCAUUCACUCUGCUGUUGGUGGCCUCUAUGCAGCUGUGUAUCCCUCCUCUCAGUUCGGCAGUCUAACAGGCAUGCAGUCCCUGGUCAGUGCUGUGUUUGCUCUGCUGCAGCAACCCCUGUUUCUGGCUAUGAUGGGACCCCUGGGGGGAGACCCACUCUGGGUCAACGUUGGACUCCUUGCUGUCAGUAUGCUGGGCUUCUUGCUGCCUCUCUACCUGAUCUGCUACAGGCGGACGCUCCACAAAGAGCAACAGCAGAGGGAGGACAACGCUAAGAUCUACAUCAAAAUUAACGGCUCCGACAUCCCUGAGGCCUUUGUCUAGAGAAAUGUAGAUAAAGAGAAACAGAGAAUAGAAAGCAAGCAAAAAUUUCUUACUGAGAAACACUGGCAAUCCAGUGACACAUGCCCACUUACACACAUUUAAAAGGACAACUCCUUCAUAUCACAUUUAUCCAUAGAUAACACACACACGCAAACAGGCUGCCACCUCCAUUUUUCCAAAAUCCCACCAAGACGCUGUUUCCUGUUGUCACGGAAACGAAGACAUUGGACAGUUGCUAAGGAGAAAAGUGAAACAUGGAGAGGAAAAGAAGAACAAGGGAGAGGAAAAGACUGUGAAAGGAAAGAGGCAUCAGCCCUCUGCAUUCCCCCAAAUCCUCUGACUUCUCUUUUUAUUCCCUCCUCUCUUAGCGGCACAUUAGUGCAGCUAUGUUCCACAUAAGACUGCUUCAGUUCCCUAUGCUAGCAGAAAAGGGGAUAAGAAAGGUUGUUUAGGCCACAGAUUUCCACCUGUGAAACCAGCAAGACUGCAAAAUGUCACCCUCUCAAGCACCAACCUUUGUAGUGAGUGAUUUCCAUGGUUAUGAGUUUUGUUUUCUUUCUUGUUUAAUAUGCUGACUUUAAAUCAUCCUGAUUGUAAAUCCCACGACAUGGUGCUACCUAUCAGCUGGACGUCUAGACAGAUAAGGUGUAAGGUUAUCUGCGGACUAAACGGCAUUAAUGAGUGACAGGAAGGAGAGUUGAGCCUUAUUGUCGAUGAUGUGCGAGAAGAAAAGACAGUCAUGAUGAUUAAUUAUGGGGCUUUUUUGUUGUUGUUUUUACAAAGCUAACAUCUUAUUACAGUAUAAAACUACUGUAGCUUAGAAUAUACUGUAGCAUGGGAUGAAUGUCAGUGUUUUAUGUGGCUGUAUAGUGUUAGAGGAAGAUCAAACAAACAGCGGUAUGUUUUGCUAAAAGCAAAAUGUUCGUGUAUGUUUAGAUUAUUUAUUUAAUUUCCUGUUAUCUUUAUUUUCCUUUUUAUACUUUAAGUUUUCCAGAGGUUCCUUUUCAACAUACCCUCAUAUAAAAGAGAAGAUUUGCUCAACAUGUUGGACUUUUUACACAUUUCAGUGAAAAUAGUCUCCCUUUUGCAAUAAUACAACUUAGGUAUACAUUUAACAUAUAAGAUACACUUAAUGUUUUCCAUUAAGUGUCUCCAGGAAAUCAUCAUCAUUCAGAUUCCUUAUCUUAAAGUCAGUAUUUCAUUCAGUUUGUCUACCUACUGAUUAAAAGAAAUGCAGCACUUUAUUCUCUGCUAAUCCCUUUAGUUUUCACACACAUCAGCUCAUUUCAGCACUUCUCUCCUGACGCCUCUCUUGAGAAAUAGUCCUGCUUUUAUUUUGAGCUCCUCCUUCCUUCACACAUGUAUUUAUUUUUAUUUUACACCCACUUUUCCAUCAUAAAUUUCAUGAUGUAUUUAAAUUUUACUGUGCUGACAACUACAUAUAUGCCAUGUACUGUGUUGUUUGCAUAGAGUCCUUUCUUCUAUUAUCAAACACAAUGUAGAGAUGUUUGUUAUACAGAAUU